GGUGGUUAACCUUGGCACAGCACGGGGUUGGUUAGUCCUAAAGAUGGCGGCAUGUCAUCAGUGCUGUGCUGUGCUGAGUCGAGUCUGAACAUCAGAAGACUUGAUUAAUUAACAUCAACUAAACAGCAGCCAAGCAAAAUUCAAUUAGAUUAGAAGUCCACAAGUUCUCACUAACAAAUCAAGCCUACCUAGAUGUAGCAAAAUAUAAGCAACCUCUGCAAGCCAACCCAAAGAAACACAACUGCCAAGUCAUAGCAUUCAUUCUGGUAGAAGGAAACUACUGCAAUACUUAAGUUUCAAACCCAAGCCUGGCCUGCACUAUUGGCACCAAAGCACGGCACAAGCAACUGAGUGACAUCUGAGGACCACCACCCCCCAUACAAGACAGUUAUCACCGCCAAAUCACCACAAAGUCUUCUCUUACACAUUCUGUCACAAAAGAAGUGCUUUUUUUUCAAAUGCCGCCCCCUUCUAUUUAUUGAGCAUUUUGUAAACCAGUCUCGUCGCAAGAAUCUGUGUUACGUAGAAUCUUUGUUGACCAAAGUCCGAGUGUUAGAUGUAUUGUUUAUCCUGAAAGUCUGCCUUCUGGUCAAAUAAACUUUUUUUUUAUUUAGUUUUUACCUUGUCCAGUGAUAUGGAUGUCAAAUUUAUUUUGGAUUGUAAAGCUUGCCUUUUGUGAAUCUGAAAAUACUCCUUAUGCUCUUAAACAUAAAGUGAAUCAAAGCAGCAACAAUAUUUUUGAUCAAGCAUCCUAUGUAGUGGUUCAUCUGUGAAGCAUCUUAUGUAAUCCUUGUUCCUACGAAGUAAGUGUGAAGACAAGAGGAGCGAAGAUAUACUAAGUGUUUGUAAAUACAGUAGUAACAUCGACACCAGCCAUGGAUCCUCAGUGGAACCUAUUCCAGCCGCCAAUCUCUGAACCAGCAGUACUGGAAUACAACGGGAGCAGCCUGCAACACCACAGUCGAUACAAUGGUUUCUAUGAUUCUCCACUCUCUAACCACCACCAAUCUCGCAAUAAUAUGGCUCCACUGUCUCCCAGCUUUAUAUGUCCUACACCACAACAUAAUGUAUUUUCCUCCCAUAUGAAUAAUCACCAAUCUAAUCAACAAUCCAAUCAGUCUGUUCACCAGUCAAGCCACCAGUCGAAUCAUCAAGCUAAUAACCAUUCACAACAGCAUUCACAGCAACAUACUCAGCAGCAGCAGCAGCAGCAGCAGCAGCAGCAACAGCAGCAACAACAGCAGCAACAGCAACAGCAGCAGCAGCAACAGCAGCAGCAGCAGCAGCAGCAGCAGCAGCAGCAUUCACAGCAUUCACAGCAGCAGCAGCAGCAGCACCAACAGCAGCAGCAGCCACCACCGCCACCACCACAGUCUCAGGGCCCUCCUCGUUCUCCACAGUUAUCUUCCUCAUCCAGUUAUUAUAAUUCUAACUCAAGCUCCCAGUACACUCCUCCUGUUCCAGACUUCAAGAUUGGAACAUUCACUCUCAAUGCCAAUGGUUUUCCAGCAGAAUCAAAUGGUCAAGAGACCACUAAUUCUUAUUCGCAUAGCAAUGGAAUGUCAAGUAAUAAUAGUCAGAGCGUGCGAGAGACUGGUAUCAUCGAGAAACUGUUACAAACGUAUGGGUUCAUUCAGUGCUGUGAGCGACAGGCAAGGCUCUUCUUUCAUUUCUCGCAGUUUGACGGCAACACAGAGCAUCUCCGCAUUGGAGAUCCUGUGGAGUUUGAGGUAACCUUUGAUCGUCGUACGGGCAAGCCUAUUGCAUCAGCGGUCACUAAGAUUUCUCCAGAAGUGGUGCUUAGUGAGGAGAGAGUGAUUGGUAUUGUGACAACUGAGUUACGUAGCGAGUCAGGAGGAGAACACCAGGGAAGGAUUACUUACGAGAACCGUGGCGAAUGUUUCUUUCUCCCCUAUGGCAAAGAAGAUGUUGAGGGAUACGUUACUCUCAAACCAGGAGACAAAGUCAGUUUCCAGAUAGCUACCAACCAAAGGACUGGCAACCUAGCUGCACGCCAUGUGCGCUUGGAGAAUCCUGCACAGCCUGUCAAAUACCAAGGGGUUGUUAGUACUAUCAAAGAUUCAUAUGGAUUCAUUGAGCGAGCAGAUGUUGUGGACGAGAUCUUCUUUCACUUCUCUGAGGCUAAGAAUAUUCCUGGAGGGCUGAAGCUAGGUGAUGACGUUGAGUUCUUCAUUCAGACCCGCAAUGGCAAAGAAGUUGCAACCAACAUGGUAAAAUUGAAUCCUGGAACAGUUGUGUUUGAGGAUAUCAACCAGGAAUUAAUAAGAGGUCAAGUGUUGAAGCCAGUAGAGAGGAACCCUAGGCAUAACCAGAAGGAUCCACUCACUGGCCGAAUACGUUACAGGGGCAAGGAUCGCUCGGAGGUGGAAGUUAAGUUUGGGGAAAGAGACCAGAAAGGUGACUUCACAUUGCGUCAUGGAGAUUGGGUUCAGUUCAACAUUGCUACUGAUCGUCGUGACCAUUUGCAGAAAGCUACUAAUAUUUCUCUUUUGGAUGACAGGUAUGACAUUGAUACAACAAAUCAGUCUCCAAACCGCCAGAGUGCGAUCCGUAUUCAUCGGGUAAAUUCAGGCACAGUCAAGUUUGAAGUGCUAGUCACAGAGGGUGUGCAGGGUCAGAUUAUGAUACCGGAUCCGACACCUGACAGGGAGGAAGUUCCAGGGGGACUUAUCUCGUAUGUUGAGGAUGGAGUGAAAAAAACUAUCAAUUACUAUGCCAAAAGUUUUGACAGUCCUCCAGUACUGUCUGAUAAGGUGGAGUUCAACAUAUACCAAGUUAAACGCACCAAAGAGCUUAUAGCAGUGGGAGUGAAAAUACUGCCUGGCAACCCUCGGACCAAGUUCUAUCCAUACAUCGCGCCUCCUUCAAAAGCCGUCCUGCCAAACAGUCCAAGCUCGACAAGCAGUAGCAGCACUACUAACAGCAGUAGCAGCACAACUAAUAGCAACAGUAACAUCAGCAACAGCAGCAGUAGCACCAGCACUAGCAGCAGCAAUGGUAGCAACACAACUAGCAGCAGUAACAGCUUAAGCACCAGCCAUAGCAGCAGCAGUAUUAAUGGCAACAGCAGUAACAGUAAUGUGAAUGGCAAUAGUUCUGCUGGACGUCCAUCAGCCACACUGCAUCAGGGCUUUGUGGCUGCACUAAAAGACACGUUUGGCUUCAUUGAGACUAUUGCCCAUGACAAAGAGAUAUUCUUUCACUUCAGUAAUGUGGAAGGAGAUGCUGCUAGCUUUGAAUUAGGCCAAGAAGUAGAGUACACAUUAUCAUCACGUACUGGACCUGGAGGCAAGGUAUCAGCAGAAAAUGUUCGGACUCUUGCUAAAGGAACUCUUCCUAUGCCUAAGGUCAUGGCUGAAAUGUUUGAAGGGACUGUUCUACGCUCAAUGCGAUCGAUUAAUCCAGACCAGCAAGAGUAUUGUGGUCUAGUUUGUGUUGGCGAUGAAAGCGAAGGAUUGCCUCAGUAUGAGUUUGGCAUCACUGGUAUUGUCAACAAACGAGAGCUGCUACAGCCAGGAGACCAAGUCACCUUUCAGCUGGAUGAAUCUCGGCGAGCAGUUCUCAUCCGGGCUAUCCGCAAGAAGCUUAUUGCUACGGUUGAUGCUGUCAAGGGUCAAUAUGGAUUCCUGAAUUUUGAAACAGAGGAAGGGAAGAAGCUCUUUUUCCACCAGUCAGAAGUGAAGGAUGGGAACUCCUUGAGCCCAGGUGAUGAGGUGGAGUUUGUGAUCAUCACCAAUCAGAAAACUGGAAAGUCCUCCGCUUGCAGUAUCUCUCGCAUCAUGUCAAAAACUGCUCCAACACAACGGCCUAACCGUCUCAUCAGCAGACUUAAAAACUUGAAUUGUGACAACGGUAAGCCACGCAUGACUGUUCUACGCCAACCAAAGGGUCCCGAUGGCACUAAGGGAUUUAUUUUACAACGCACAAUAUCCGAAUCGGAGUCUAGUGAGGAACCUUAAUGUCUUUACAACCUUCUUGCUUGAACUUACUUCCUACUUCCCUUACCCUUUCUACUUGUGUUUGUAUGAAUGAAUGAAUGUGUAUAUAUGUAUAUGCGUGCAUGUGUGUAUAUGCAUGCAUGUAUGCAUGCAUGUGCUCGCCUAAUUCUGGUUGCAGGGGUCAAGUCACAGCUCCUGGCCCCAUUGUGUGUGUGUGUGUGUGUGUGUGUGUGUGUGUGUGUGUGUGUGUUAAAAGAUAUUCAUGAAUAUAAAGAAUGGAAUCAAACAUCCUGUACAAUUUUAAAUUCUCCUAAACACUUCAUUGAAUUCUACUAAUUGAUAUGUAUAGUAUAUGAUAUAUAAUUCUGUCUCUUUCCAUCUUUCUUGCCUUCCCACCUUUCUCCUUUACUUUCAUCCCUGUUUCCUUCCCCUCAUCUUCCCUCUACUCCUUUUUCUUCCUCUACCCUUAUUCUCCAUUUACCUUUUUACCUUCCCAUUUCCCCUCUCCACUUUCCCCUCUUCUCUGUAUCCUUUCCCUAUUAAUUUCUCUUAACUUUAGUUUUAAUGACUAUUGCCCAGUACAUUGAGGCAAAAAAUUUCCAGAAUAAGCCCUAUGGAAGGACUAGAUUGGGUAAGAAUAUGAUGCAUCUACUGCAGAAUAAACAUGUAAUGGUAUAGAUAUUUUAGUUGCUGGUGAUGUGGUUGGUGAUGGAGCUGAGAGCUAGUGCAUUGCCUCAUUGUAACCCAGUAUUGCUGAAAUUGUUGGAGCGAGUGUAACGAAUGUGUUCGCAAAACGUUUUCCUACUAGAGGCCACUUAGGGUGAUAAUUUUCCCCUUGCUUUUGUUGCUUGCUCAGCAUCUCCUUGUAGUUUAGCGAUGCUUAAUAUUAGAAUAGUCAUCAUACUUUGCAAAAUGUAUCAGAAAUGAAUGCCCCCAGGUGAAUGAAUGUUGUAUGAUCAAUUGUUGUACUGUAUAACUUUACCAAAUUGUCACAACUUUGAGCUUAACAAAUCCCAUUUUCAUUGUAGAAGUAGCCAAUAUUUUAUGAGUGCAAAACAACUCCAAUUGAUAUUUGAAUGUGUAUAUGGCUUAUCGAAAUUUCUUGAUUUGAAUUAUAAUUGAUGAAUGUAAACACUACUUAAUCACCUUGCUUAAGAAUUCAGUGUUAUUACUUAAUUGUAGCAUAGCGAUGAUAUAGCAGUCAUCAGAAGUAAUGAAGUGGUAGCAAAUCUUGUUAUCCCUGGAUAUUUUGGCCAGCUUUCUUUGCUGAUGUGUAAUGAUUUUAGCUGGAUAUGAUUGACAUAUAAGGUUAUAAGUACCUUUUCUUAAAGUACAAGUAAUAUAGGCAUCUAAUGGACCCCACAAGAUGCUUAUUUUUCAGUUUUUUUCCUUUUGUUGCUAAUUCUUUUAUCAAAGACAUAAGGCAUAUUUACUGUCUUUUUAGUACAAGAGAAAUACAUUAAAGCCACCUCCUUGAGAUACAGUACAGUGUUAAUUCAGUGUGCUAUUGAAUUUGUGUAGAUGUAAUUCUCUUGACUUUGAGAUGUUAAAGGCAUUUAGAGGCUGGCAUCAGGAAGAGUAGUCAAGGAAUUUUGCUGUGUGGUAUGGUCAAUAUAUGUCGCUGUUCUGGGCAUAUUUAAAUUGUCUUUGCCUGAAAAUUUACUAUCUUGUGUUGCCAGAUAAUUUUGUUUUAGUUUUAGCAUAUUGAUAUAAGUACAUCCUGACAGGAAAACAUUAAUAGUAAAAAAGGGGGAGGGGGGGAUGAGAACAUGAUCAAGAGAUUCUGUGAAAUGUAACACAUGAUUAGAACUAAGGAAUUAAUCAGUAACUGAUGCCAUUAUAUCCAAGGAGAACUUGAUUUUCUUUUGAAAGGUGAGCAGGGCAUCAGUUUUGAGUUCUACUUAAGAAAGGCCUCAAAUAAGCUUAUGCAAACCGCUUUGACAUUUAAGAAAUUUGUGGAACUAAAAUAAUAUUUAGUGACAGAGGUGUAUCUAUAUUCCAGUUUUUUUUUUUAGUUAGUUUUAAUUUUGAGAUUACAAAAUUAUACUGGGAUUAACUACUUAAAUAUGGCAGCUCCAUAUCAAAGAUUCUGGAGAAAAAAAUCCCCAAAUUCUAAAUGCACAAAUUCAGUCAUUCCUUCUUCAGGUUCUUUGGUGGUUAAAAAUUUUUCCAUUCUACUCAAGGAUACACUAAAUGUUUAUUAAUUAUAUAUAUAUUAUAUAUAAUUGAGCAAAAACUAGAUACUCAGAAUUGAUGUUCUUUCACUGAGGAAAAUGAUGAUGCACUGCAAAUGAGUUUCCAUAAUUAUACCUCAACUAUAAGGCUGUGUUAAAGUCUGUGAUCCCACGCAACUAAAAGGGAUAAAUACGCGAAAUAGACGUAUUUAUACAUAAUGCACUUGAAGGUACUAUUGUGUUGACCGUGUUUUAACCUUACCUGUGACACCACAAGUAUGCCCAAUAACUCUUCAUACUGUUAGUUCUUUGCCAUUCAUCUGGCCUACCCCAAACCAUAUACCAUUUAUGAAGUACUUUUUAAACUGAUCAGUGUGUGGAUGCCCAUGGCCCAUUUUGAUACUGAUGUUAGGUUAUUGGCAGCAGGAGCCUUGAAACCUAAAACAAACUUAACUUCCUGCUUCCAGUGACCUUAAUUUCUGGCAUAUGUGGAGGAAGAACAGUGGUCUUUGUGCUAGAUGGCUCUUAUAUAAUGGGAAGACAGCUUGAUGAUAUUUAUAAGCAACCCUAAAAUAAUUUUUAAGUGUUAAUAUUGCAUACUUGAUUUUUUCACUUUGAAUUCCCAUUUGAUUGAUGGUGAUGCAUUACUCAGGCAUUUUGUUAAAUGAAAAAAUGGGAAAUGUUAGGUAGAUUUAUGAAGCUUUAGAUGGUAAUUUUAUUCUGUUAAGGAAGUCGUAUGUUUACUUAGUAAAAAAAAAAAAAGUUGGAGAACAUACUUGAUUAGGAUGGUAAUCUAGAAAUUCAUGGUUGUGUACCUACUUGCUUAUUAACCCUAAUAAGGAUGGCUGAUCAUUGACUUUCAGACUAUGGUCUUUAUAUACCUACCAUAACAGCUGGUUGUAAUUGUUAUAAUUGAAAGUUAAUUUAGUUUAUCAUUUGUUUCUACAUAUACAUUAAAUUGUAUAGGUAUGUAAUGAACCUUAGGUAGUCACAUUCAUAAAAAUGUUGGUGUAUUAUAUAAUACCAAAAUAACCACAUGUCUUUUGUCCUGAGUAAAUAGUGUGGAAAGAUGGAAAGUCUUUCCUAAAUGUGUCCAGUUAUGGAGAGAGAGGCUGUUUUUAAAAAGUAAAGAUUUACAAAAACAGCUAGUGUAGGUAAUAGGAUCAAGACUUCAAAGUGAACUUUAAGCAUUUUUUAUAUUAUAAUAUAUCCAUUAUCAAAUUAUUCAAAGUAAGAUCGAUAUGUAUGGUAAACUAAAGAAUGUCAUGUCCAAUAAAAACUCACUGUGUCUUCUUAAUUGUGCCAUGAAUAUACUCCUAAUAAUGUAAACCAUUUAAGAGAUUAUACUGUAAAGUUAUAAUGCAAAUACCCUCACUACAAAGUGAAAAUAUUUAUUAUUGCCUGAACAGUAGCAAUUAUGAAUAUUUUUCUCCUUGUGAUCUAAAUGGUUGGGGCAAGCAUUCAUAUCUGCUCCCACUACAAUGCAGGCAAACCAGGUUGUGAGCAGUAAAAAUUCCUGACACUAGCUCGAAAUGUUCCCUUAAAGUGGUAACUUCAUGUAUGCUAAGUAGCCUUACUACAUGCAUAUCAGGUAAAUUAUGUGUACUAGGAUGCACCCAUUUUAAUGAAAGCUCUGGACUCAUUUUGUCAUAUUUACAUCCAUUCUAUAAAGAUUGGUUUAGUGCUUCUUUUUUUAUUAUUACAAUAAUAAUAAUCUAUAAAGAUUGUUUUAUAGCUUCCAAAACUGAUUGCUUUCACCACAUCUCAGUCUUGCUAUUUAGCUGGUGACUCCUUUGUGCUGUUGGAGUUGUAGAUGCUAUCUGUAACUGCUCCUACCUGUUAUAUUUGGCUACAUUUUAGUACAAGACAAGGAUUUAUUAUGCAUUAACAGUUACACAAUAACAUAAAACUGAAUUUGAUAAUAAAAUUUCUCAAAAGUAUUUUAUUUCUGCAGGGAGGGCUGUGUGAUUCUCUAAUUAGGUCUUCUUUCAUAAAUUUAUUGCAUAUUUAAUGGUCAUCCUACGUACACAAAUUUUUCUUCUCGUGUUGAUUUUUAUUUUUCAUGUGGCAUUUUAUUAUAAAAAAACAUACACCAAAGCUUUUGUAUAGUCAUAGUAGGCACCAGUGUGAAUAGAAAAAGUAUAAAGGAUUGCUUUGUAAGACCAAUUUGCAAGUUUUGCAUUUUUCUCCAUUGAUCAUCUGAGUGUCAUGCAUAGUGUAAUGAUUUUGGUCACAUGCAAUUCCUUUAAGAAAAAAAUGAGAUUUUUUAAAUUCAACCAUAUGUUCUGUAGGUUGGUGCAGACUGUGUUUAGCAAAUCCAAACGGAACAAAAAAAAUUAAUGUAAAAAGACUGUUUACAUCUUAAGGUAACUAGGAUUUUUUGGGUUGGCAAGUGUGAGGAUGUUAAAUUGUUCAUUAUUUAAAUGUCAAUUAUAAUUUCCUUGCAUUUGUAACAUUAAACUUAAGCUGCCGAGUAACAAAAAAGCUACUUGAAAAGCUUUCCCUGUCAUGUUGAUCAUGAUUGUUUUUGAAAGCUACUUGUAAAAAAAAAAAAGCUCAAAAAUGACAAAAUGCAAAAAACUAGUGUAUGUGUGCUUAUAUAUAAAAGUUAAUUUCAUUUUUGUAUUACGCUAAGUGGCCUCAUUGCUUAUGGUAACAGGAAUGGAGAAUGAUAAGUUUUGUAUCAAUUCAAAAAAGUAAUAAAAAUAUGCAAAUUUA
Cherax quadricarinatus is the source of this 8851-nucleotide messenger RNA. The record is from RefSeq and is a predicted model, not a curated record. NCBI's taxonomy places the organism in Eukaryota, Metazoa, Arthropoda, Malacostraca, Decapoda, Parastacidae.